AUGAUCUCCAGCCUCGGCUGGCGCGCCCUGGCGCUCUCGCUGGCAGCCCUCCCCCUCGCCCACGCCGAUAUCUGCUCAACCCUUGAAGAUGCCGGCAUCGAUGUCGAAUACCCGAUCUCGAUCAACUAUAACACCGACCUUACGAAGUACUGGUCCGCGGCAUGCGGAGAUCUCAAGCCGACAUGCAUCGCCGCCCCGUCGAGCGCGUCCGAAAUGUCACACAUUAUCACGCAAUUACACGACGUCGACACACUAUUCGCGGUCAAGUCAGGAGGACAUAUGCCCAACAACGGAUUCGCCAGUAUCCAGGAUGGACUGUUGAUUUCGACCAAGAAUCUGGAUCAGGUGUUUUAUCAUCCAGAAGACCAGACUGCCGUUAUCGGACCGGGUCUGUCGUGGGAGGAGGCGCAAAAGGGCCUGGAUGAUGCCGUCGGCGGACGUGCUGUGGUGGGAGGUAGACUCGGAGGCGUUGGGAUCGGAGGAUAUAUGCUCGGAUGUGGUAUGAGUUUCCUAAGUACUCAGUAUGGCUGGGCCGCCAACAACGUGAAGAAUUUUGAAGUUGUGCUUGCCAAUGGCACGAUUGUCAAUGCCAACGCGGACGAAAAUACAGAUCUCUUUGCGUCGCUCAAGGGUGGUGGUAACAAUUUUGGUGUUGUUACUGCGUACACCAUGCAGACACACCCUCAAGAGCACAAGGUCUGGGGUGGGAACUAUGUCUUCACUGCCGACAAGACGCCGCAGGUGCUCUCGGCCUUGCGCAACUUUGUUGACGAAUACCCCGACGACAAGGCCGCUAUCAUCCUGACUUCGGAGCACGGCGCCGUCAUUGAUUUCUGGAUCAUGUUCCUCUUCUACGAUGGACCCGAGCCGCCUGCGGGAGUCUUUGAUGAAUUCACUGCUAUUGACCACACCUCGACUACAAAGACCUGGGAUACCUACUAUGACCUGCUCAAAAACAACGAUUUCUUCAUUCUGCACGGCCAACGCUACACGAUCGCCACCGAAACCACACCCGUACCCAACAAGACGGUCGGAUCCAGCGUGCUGCAGGAGUACUAUGACCACUGGUACAACGUCACUAAGGAUGUCCUUUCAGUGACCGGAGUCCUGGGAUCGAUUGCCUUCCAGCCAGUCCCCAAGACAUUUUCUCAGAAGGCCAAGGACCGUGGCGGUGAUCUGCUCAACGUCCCCACCGACCAAAACUACAUCUUCAUUGAGCUAGACUUCUCCUACGCGCUCUCCGUCGACGACGACAAGAUCGAUCAAGCCAACCAGAAGCUCUACCAGGGCAUGGGCAACCUCGUGCAGAAGAACAUCGACCAGGGUCGACUUCCAGACGUCUACAGACCACUUUUCAUGAACGACGCCUACUACCGCCAGGACUACUGGGGACGAAUCGACCCAGCCUCAAAGAAAGAGGCGCUGCAGACCCGUCUGAGGUACGACCCUGACGGCUUCUUCCAGAAGCGGACGAGCGGCGGCUGGCGACUGGAGUAG
Penicillium argentinense is the source of this 1497-nucleotide messenger RNA. RefSeq names its product FAD-binding oxidoreductase. The transcript has 5 exons. The record is from RefSeq and is a predicted model, not a curated record. The coding region runs from base 1 to 1497 and encodes 498 amino acids. Gene Ontology annotation, molecular function: FAD binding. Lineage: Eukaryota; Fungi; Ascomycota; Eurotiomycetes; Eurotiales; Aspergillaceae.